This is a messenger RNA of Oldenlandia corymbosa var. corymbosa, 1741 nucleotides long. The record is from the annotation of a GenBank genome assembly. Lineage: Eukaryota; Viridiplantae; Streptophyta; Magnoliopsida; Gentianales; Rubiaceae.
UCACAUUCUCAAAUUCCAAUGUGUAUCUUGAAUCCUUUCUAUUUUAAGUUUAAGCGCACAUGAUGCAACUUGCAAAUCUCCGGUCAAAACUCUCAGCCUCUAUGAUGAUAAAUGAAGUAUGGGUUUACACGAUUCUCUAUGCUCCAUAUAUCCUUAGUUUAAUCACAGCUUACCAAAUCCCAUUUUAUAAACCCUGAGUUUCCCCCCUUGUCUGUCUGUGAAAAGCAUUUGGUAAUUUUAGCAAUGGCCGCCUACAUUGUUCUUCUGUUCAUCUCUUUCCUUUUGGUCUUGAAUCCAGUUCCUGUAAAACCCAAUGGUCUUGUUCUUCCCAUACAAAAAGAUCAAUCAACCAAAUACACUCAAUACAUCACCAGGAUUUACCAAAGAACUCCACUUGUGCCAGUCAAACUGACACUAGAUUUGGGAGGUGAAAAUCUCUGGGUCGAUUGUGAUCAGAGGUUAUAUUACAGUUCAUCCUAUAAAGCUGCUCAUUGUGGCUCAAAAGUCUGUUCAACUUACAGUGGCGGUGGUUGCCGAGAUUGCUACGUCGGUCCUCAGCCCGGAUGCAACAAUAACACCUGCACUACAGCAAUCAGAAACCGAAUCACCGACCAUCUCACCGGAGAAGAACUCGCACAGGAUCUCCUAGCUCUUCAAUCAAACAAUGGGUCGUCAAAAGCAGGGCAUUUAGUCACUUCGGCCGGGUUCGUUUUCGCCUGCGGCGAAGCAUCGAUUUUGGAAGGAACUCCGGAGAAUGUGAACGGUUUUGCAGGAUUUGGCAGGGGAAAACUUGGGUUGCCUUCAUUAUUGAGCAAGGGAUUUCGUCUUCCUAAUAAAUUUGCACUCUGCUUAAGCAAUUCAACCAGAUCAACUGGCGUUUUGUAUUUCGGUGAUAAGCCUUAUAUGACGAAUCCUAACAGGGAUAUCUCUGUUUAUUUGCUUUACACUCCUCUUCUGAUUAAGCCAUUCAGCAUUCCAGGAGUUCAUUUCAAGGAUGAUUUCUCAUCGGAUUACUGGAUUCAAGUCAAAUCCAUCAAAAUCAGCGGUAAAGAAGUGCCGAUUAACGCGACAUUGUUGACGAUUGAUAAGGAAGGUUAUGGUGGUACAAAGAUUAGUACAAUUCAUCCUUACACAGUGAUGGAAACAUCCAUUUACAGAGCUUUUAAGAAGGCUUUUAUAAAGGAAUUAGCACAUAUUCCUAGAGUCAAAGCUGUGGCUCCAUUUGAAGUGUGUUACAGUUCCAAGAGCUUGCCUUACACACAAGUUGGUCCUAGUGCUCCAUUCAUUGAUUUGGGGCUUCAUCAUGAGAGUGUUUGGUGGAGGAUUUAUGGUGAGAACUCAAUGGUUAAGGUGAGUAAAGAUGUGCUGUGCUUGGGAUUUGUCGAUGGAGGCGAAAAUCGCGAAGUAGGGAUGGUGAUCGGGGCGCAUCAGAUUCAGAACAAUCUAUUGCAGUUUGAUCUUGAAUCAAAUAGGCUUGGCUUCACUUCUUUGCUCUUUCUUCAGCAAACUUCCUGUGCCAACUUCAACUUCAAAGGUUGACGACCGAAGUGUUACACUAUACUUAGCUUGAAAGACUACUCCGCAUUCAAUGAUGUUGACUUGUUGAGUGUGAAGUUGAGUAUCAAAAUAUCAAAGCCAUUUUCCACUUGUUUUGUACUUUUGCUGCAAUUUGUGUAUUUUGGAUUCAUGGCUGCUUCUGUAUUUGGAUAUUACAGCAAGAUGGAAAACAGAUAAAAGUUGU